Molecule: messenger RNA, 402 nt
Organism: Marasmius oreades (fairy-ring Marasmius)
Lineage: Eukaryota; Fungi; Basidiomycota; Agaricomycetes; Agaricales; Marasmiaceae
Exons: 1
Coding region: 1-402 (133 amino acids)
Source: RefSeq, a predicted model, not a curated record
AUGGCUGAUCCAGCGGGAAUGAGCCCGAGGUCUCCUGCGGUCAGAAGAAGUAGGGACGGGUCAUUGAAUGAGUAUCCUCCUCCCCACUUAUCUCAACCGCCGUAUCAUCUCCCGUCUUCAAGUUCGAGCCCUAAUCACUCGCCGCAUCAUCAGCAUCAUCGAUUACCCUCGCCGCAUCAACCGCCACAACAUAUCUCACAAUUACACGCACACGCAACCUCCCAAAAACGAGCGGCUACUACACCCUCUAAGAGCUCAGGUCCGAUAGAUGUGGGAACGAGUCUACCUCCUCCUGUUCCUGGCCCUGGGCGAGCCAGACCAAGUGAGGUAUCCAGGGGUAGAAGUUCUACGACAAGUGGUCGUUCCGACCAGGGGUCACUACACCGUCAGUGGAAUCAUUAG